This is a messenger RNA of Linepithema humile (Argentine ant), 2652 nucleotides long. It is a transcript of the gene RpS12, whose product is annotated as ribosomal protein S12. The record is from RefSeq and is a predicted model, not a curated record. Gene Ontology annotation, cellular component: ribosome; cytosolic small ribosomal subunit; nucleus. Lineage: Eukaryota; Metazoa; Arthropoda; Insecta; Hymenoptera; Formicidae. Gene Ontology annotation, biological process: regulation of transcription by RNA polymerase II; translation; cell differentiation. Gene Ontology annotation, molecular function: sequence-specific DNA binding; structural constituent of ribosome; DNA-binding transcription factor activity, RNA polymerase II-specific.
UUAAGCACGCCAAAUACCGACUGAUGGUCAUAAUAAGUUGUAUUUUCUUAUUUGAUUUGUUAUUAGUGCUCAAGUGUUGGUCAGGUUAGGUUGGGUUAUAAUUUGUCUAAUUAAAAUCGCACAACUAUUAACUGUUAAAAAUAAAAUCAACCUUUUUAUCUGUAGCACAUUAUUUUGAAUUAUUUAAGUUGUUAGAUUACACACGCUGUAUUUAUAAUUGUUACUCGAAUCUCGUCUGAAGAACGCAUCUGCUGUUAGGAUCGUGUGAUAUACGAUACGAGGAAGUAAAAAUAUUCGUGGAAUAUCAAGAGUCAUAUUAUAUGACAAAAAACCAGAUAAAAUCUGUAAUCGCAUAGCAAUUCUCGAUAAAGAAAAACGUCAUAGUACAUCAUACAUUCUUCAUGUUUGAUAAAAAAAAGAUAAUACUGAUUUUACUGUAUCCUCUUCACUGUACCGGUGAGGAUUAACAAAAUGAAAAAGGGAACAUGAGUAAAGAUGAGCAAUCAUGCGUGAUUCAGCGGUCGACGAUGCACGGAGCCGAAAGCAACACGAUUGAGAGAGGAGCGGUUGAGCCGCGUGGUUCUUAGUUCCGGGAAUCCAUAUUUCGCCAAUCGAGUAUCCGGUCGCCGUGCUUUGCCUUGCCUGGUUCUAGAUCUCGCCUCGAUUUCGUUUCAUUCACACCAGCAACGACUGAAUCGAAACAUCGGCUCGCGUUAAUACAUCGACGUGUCGCGAGUAAGAAAACUAGUUGCGCGAUCAAACAGGUGCAAUUAGAUAUUCGCCUAGGUAUUCGUAGUGACAAAUGGAAUUUGCGUUAUAUAAGUUUAGAAAGAAUAUAUUUUGUAUUGUGCGUAAUUGUAUGCGCGGCAUCGAUGUGAACGAAAAUAUUAUAAAACAAAGUGAUUAAAAAUGGUGCGAAAAAGGACGAGCGACUGAAUUUAUAUCGAUUAAGUGUGUCAAUGGUAUGUGGAAAUAUGUUACGUUAGCUCAAGCUUAAUAAGAUGUUAAAUACAGUUUUACUUCACAUAUACAGAAGAUUCGUUUUCGGUGAGUCAUAACUAGCCGGUAAACUGGCCAACAAUUGGCCUAACCAAUAACGACUAAUCUUCGAUAUCGAACUUCGAAGUAAAAUGGCAACAACGAAUUACGGAAUUACGUAGGAAAAUUGAAAGUAUAUUUCAUUUUGAGUUAUGGAGAUUUUUCAAAGCUCGGAUACCGUGCAGUGUCGAGUAUCCGCCGAUUUAAAAUCGAGCUCGGAAUCAGAAUCGGAAUCAAGGCGAAAAGAUAAUAAAAAGACGCAAGCAUUUUCGAGCUGCAAACGAUUUCGUUGGACGCAUACAGAAGCGCGCAUAAUAGAUAACGUUGAACGCGAAAUCGUAUCGGAGAACAAUAAAGAUAGCGACGAUUCCAACAAUGAAGAUUCCGAUGACCCCCACGUGGAAUCCGAACGGAUUAUGGUGCCAUCCGAUCCGUCGGAGUGGAACUCGGAUCACAUAUCCUCGUGGAUUUCAUGGUGCAGUCGGACAUUCUCUAUAAAAUCAAAACCGAUCGCCGCGAUACUUCCACCGACUGGAAAGGAAUUGCUCAAACUAUCUCUACAAGAUUGGCAAGAUAUUUGUGGCUCGACGGAAGGAUGCAUUUUGGCGCGACACUUAGGACACCUCCGUCUACAGGCGACUGGCGUUCACACUCCCGAUUUAUUGCAAGAAAACAAGGAUAGUAGAAAACAAGCUGAGAGGUUCAGCCUCCUACAACGGACUUGCUCGCUCAUUGGAUCGACGGCUGGAGCCGGCGGCUCGGGGGCGGUCGGAGGCGGACAGGUUCAACUCUGGCAAUUCCUGCUGGAGCUGCUCUCGGAUUCAUCUAACUCGUCCUGUAUCGCGUGGGAGGGCUCGAAUGGAGAAUUCAAGCUUACCGAUCCGGACGAAGUCGCGCGUCGAUGGGGCGAACGCAAGAGCAAACCCAACAUGAAUUACGACAAGCUAUCGCGCGCGUUAAGAUAUUACUACGACAAGAAUAUAAUGACGAAAGUUCACGGCAAACGUUACGCUUACAAGUUCGAUUUUCAUGGUUUGAUGAUGGCUUGUCAGUCGCAAGCCGGCAUUGUACUAGAAGCGUCAACGUCGUCGCGUGUAACAAACGUGACUUGCCAUCCUCAUCAUCAAGCUCAUCGUACUCACCGUUUAUAUCCAGUGAGCUCAUCAUCUACGCAGCACUCCGUACAGUCGUCCUUGCAAUCAUCACCGUCCACUCAACAACCGCCGCCGCAACCGCCGCCGCCGCCACCGCCGUCGUCAUUACCACCACCGCCGCCACCACCACCGCCACAUUAUUGUUGGCCAUAUCAUCGAUAUUCACCGCCUACAUAACAUAGUUUUCAAUUAUCUGUGCGACUACAUCGACUGACAUCAGCUAUUUAUUAGAGAUAAAUCAUGACAAUUGAUAGUAUUAAAAAUUAACAAUAUAACAUCGAGGAAGUGCAAAAUAUUUUAGACAUUUAAAAUGUCACAACCUUUUAACAAUAUUCUACAAUCAUAAACGCACUAACUGUGCUUCAAACGCGCGUAAGCAUUUGUAAAUAUGUCAGUACUGUAAGUAAUAUAGCAUGUUCUCUUUCUUUAUUAUUACUAUUACUGCCGAUUACUAAUAGAA